Neodiprion fabricii is the source of this 3882-nucleotide messenger RNA. Its product is annotated as vacuole membrane protein 1-like. The coding region runs from base 1522 to 3015 and encodes 497 amino acids. The record is from RefSeq and is a predicted model, not a curated record. Lineage: Eukaryota; Metazoa; Arthropoda; Insecta; Hymenoptera; Diprionidae. The transcript is spliced from 5 exons.
UGACUUGCAUGUUGUUCGCUGGUGCUGGUGCUAUUUAAACUGGCUGGGAUCUGGCUGUAAUUGUUAUUUUCAUUAUCACCAGAAGUUGUUGAUCUAUUUGCAACUCACCACUUCACUAACUCAACAAAUAAAGAAACUAACACACGUGUAUUAUUAGUCUAAGAAUAAGGACAUAUCCGUGUAUUGCUUAACUCAUUAUUUUCACAAUACCAUGCGAUGGUGUUUUUCAAUUACUCAAGUGAGUAGCCGUUUAGCUAGAUAUCUUAGUCGUAUGAUUAUGAGUUUUCGCAUUUGUCCACCAACGCUUAUUGUUUUUCAACCUUUUGUAAUUCAUUUAUUUCAAAUGUUUAUCAUCUUGCAAACUUUGCUUUCCAAGUUGUGGUUUUACAUCCUUGAACUAUGUUAUAUUAAAGAUUACGAAAACCUGAAACGACGUGAUAAGAACAAGGCUACCAUUUUGAUAUAUUCUAAAUGUAGAAUCUGACUGAUUACUUUAAGCUCACAGCUUAUAUAUUUUUUCAUUUGGAUAGUACUUUAGAAGUUGAAUAAGGAAGUUUAAACAUUUUUAGGGUUUUCAAUUUAAUUGCCAUUGGUAAGUUAAAGCUAGUCCCAGUUAAUGUGUCUUCACAGAUAUCGAUACCUUUAUGAGAUUGAGAAAAUGUCGCUAUCGUUUGCCAAAAGUCCUUGGACGAUGUGAUUUGUGCUACUGUGGUUCGUUAUCUAACUAACAUCUAUGAAAUAAGUCAGAAAAGAAAAUAAUUUGAAUCAACCAAGUUUUUUCUACAGUUUUCACUAAAUCAUUCAAAUGAUUUUCUGUUAACUUUGCUUCCAAUUCUCAUGAAUGGCAAUUCAUACUUUUGAAAUAUAGUAUAAUAGUUUUGCAAAGGCCUAAAAUUUUAUCUUGUUUGAGAGAAAUUUAAGAAGUUGGGGAAAAGUAUUUUUAAAUUUUCCAUCAUUUACUCCUUGCCCAAGUUGUAUUUUUUUUCAUAUCAUUUUGUAAACGAUCUUAUAACAGAAUGUUCUUACAUUUUAAUCGUACCAGAUCCUGGUUUCUCAAAUUCUGAAAUACUGUAUCUCAUAAUAUGAGUGAAAGAUUGCUACUAAAAUUUGUUAAUACGGACAUCCUUGGCGUUAUUGUUCUAAUUUUUUGCUGAUCAUCCUAAUCGGAAAGAUAAUUUUAUUCAUUGUCAUAUGGUUCUUUUUUACAGCCGCAGUUAAAUUCAUCACAAACCAUUGAAAGAACAAAAGUACAGUUUAUGGAAAGCAAUUGGGUGAAUGAUUUGUGCGACCAAUGAUUGCCAAUUAUUGGUUGUCGACUACUCCUAGCGAUGCUAUAUGACAAGCAAAAGUUCAAUAUAAAGUAAUCGGUUUGUCCAACUUAUCGAACUUACCUUAAACUCCAAAUAGAUUGGCUCUCCGUAAUUAUCAUCCAUCUCGUACCAAUUGGCUUCUUCAUUCCUAAAAUAGUUUAAGAAAAACACCGAAGGUACAGAUCAGACUCUGUCCCUGGCUUUUGUGGUGAUGGUGAGGAAGAGAGUAGGUCGAAAGGCAAACCAUACCACAUCCACGUCUUCUACUACCACCACGGAGUAUUCUGAGAGCAACUUUAAUCAACUGAGUAGCGGUGGUUCGUUUAGCAACUCUGCUAUCACUUCCUCUCUUCGGCGUAUGACGCGCGAACAGCUUAAAGGUUUACUAAGGGAUCGAAGGCUACCUGUCUCAGGAAACAAGACAGACAUGAUAAAUCGGUUGGGAGCUACAAUGUCGGAGAACACAUCAGCCGUCAGACGUACUAAGGAUACUUCAACUGCUACAAAUGGUACUCGACAAAGUACACCGGCAGCAAAGAAAUCCUCCCAUACUUCACAAUCGCAUUUGCAUUCCAACCAAAACAGUGAUUUGGAUGUAGAUCCCGAUAGCUUAACGCUAUGGCAUCAUCCAAUAAAAACAUUGAACUUUUUUCUACAAGAAUUACUUAUCAAUGUUGUUAGUUUAACAAAAAACACUUUCAAAUAUAGAAAAACAGUAUGGAGUAUAAUAAUGAUCGCCGGAUUAUUUUUACUUUCGAGCAGAGUCUCUGGACCACAACAGCAGCUGUUUAAAUCCUGGGAGGCCACCGUCGUAUGGUGGUUCUACUGGGUAGGACUAGGCGUAUUAUCGAGCGUUGGCCUGGGAACUGGGCUUCACACUUUUGUCUUGUACUUGGGACCUCACAUAGCCUCUGUGACGAUGGCAGCUUAUGAAUGCGGAGGGUUAAAUUUUCCCGAGCCUCCUUAUCCAGACCAGAUCGUGUGUCCAUCUACAGUAGAUCCAGCAUGGACGGCCAGCGUCUUGAAUAUCAUGAGAAAAGUACGCAUUGAAGCAAUGCUGUGGGGUGCUGGUACAGCUUUGGGGGAAUUGCCACCUUAUUUUAUGGCACGAGCUGCACGACUUAGUCGGCAAAGCGACAAAGAUCACGACCAAGGUCAAGAUCAAGAAGAGUUGAGAGAACUCGAAGCAUUGGAGGCACUGGAAAAUGGAGAAAAAUGUGUUUCAUUGGGAAUGCGUGCCAAACUAGCAAUGAAACAUUUUGUCCAAAAGGCUGGCUUCUUAGGAAUACUUGCUUGUGCAUCGAUACCAAAUCCGUUGUUCGAUCUUGCCGGAUUAACUUGUGGACACUAUCUUAUUCCAUUCUGGACUUUUUUUGGUGCAACACUAGUCGGAAAAGCUGUAGUAAAAAUGCACAUACAGCAAUUAGCAGUAAUUGUGGCAUUCAACGAGGAACUUUUAGAUAAAGUAAUUGCUUUGUUAGCAAUUAUUCCAGUCAUUGGCCCAAAGUUUCAAGAACCCUUGAAGCGGUAUCUUAUUGAACAGAAACAAAAAUUGCAUGACAAAUCCUCUAUAGAAGGAUCUACAACAAUUUCUUGGCUCUUUGACAAGUUCGUCAUGUUGAUGGUGUGCUACUUUCUCGUCACAAUUAUACAUGCUUUGGCACGUAACCACCAUCGUCGACGUACAAAGUCGUCAACUGAUUAAUCUUUAGAAGAAAAUUGAACACGGACUGAAAAAUAACUCUUAAACGGUGGGAGGUAGCACUGAUGGAAUAGAAACUUACACCAUAGGCAAAGACGUGCAUAGAUGAUUCGAGUAUUUUCCAAAAAUGAAAAGAACUACUCGUCGAUUAUUAUGCGCAGAAAUGAACACUAACAGAUAUCAUGUGAGAUAUCAUUUCAUAUUUUGAUACCUAUGUAGCUAGGUUAGCCAAUCUAGGUAUACAUGUUAGAGCGGAUACUAAAAAGAAUGGUUUGCUCAAUUGGUGUGCUACUAGCAAUGAGUGAAGAUCAUGUUGUUAGUUGGGGCUUAUUGUGGUAAUACAGAAAGGCAAAAUUAUUUAUUAUUUCCUAAUUACAAAUGUCAUUGAGAGGGUGAUUUUUUUUUCAUAAAUAGUACUUUUGGGUUUAAGGUAGUACAUAUAAGUUGAGCCUGGUACAUCAAUAGACGUGUGCAGCUAAACAUGGCAUAAAAACUAAGUACAUGUCGCAAUGGGAUGCUUUCUGAAGUUACUGAAGCGACACAAAGUCUACUAUAUGAAUUGGUAUUUCAUUUUUACAUUGUCCGUAUGCUUAUACUGUACCUAAUAGCCAAUAUCACAACAAUAUAAACUUUCCAUUUUUAAUGGAAGACUUGUGAUUUUCAAGAACUUGAUAAAUGAUGUUAUUUAAAGACUUCAAUACACUCGUCGCACGUAGUAUUUGUGUUGCGUCAAAGUAAUCCACAUCGACAUAUAAAGGCCUUGAUCAUUAUAGACAUAAGCAUAGUUAAUUUAUGAACUGUAACAGUCCACGGUAAUCUUAAUGCGUCAAUAUAGUAAUGGAACCGCAGAACCAUAGGACAAAUCAUAAA